AUGAUGAGUAAUGCGGUGCUUUUAGAAAAAGUUUACGUCCAUGAUGUUUAUAACAAAAUAGCAUUAAAUUGUCACAAUAAACAUAAUCGAGCAUGGCCAAAUGUCAAAAAGUUUCUUCAAAAAUUCGAUUCUUAUUCGAUGAUAGCUGAUAUUGGGUGUGGAACUGGAAAAUACUUGUCCAUUAGCGAUCAUUUUUAUGUUGGUUGUGAUCAUAGUAAUACGUUAUGUUCAUUAUCAAAACAGCAUCAACCAUCCGUGCAAGUGCUGACUGCUGAUAAUCUAAAUAUUCCACUUCGUAAUGACAUAUUUGAUGCUGUCAUAUCAAUUGGUGUGAUACAUCACUUCACGACAAAUGAAAGAAGACUCAAAGCUGUUAAAGAGAUGGUGAGAUUGUUAAAACCAAAUGGUGGUCAACUAAUGAUCUAUGCUUGGGCUUUUAAUAGUCAAGAUAUACUUGUUCCAAGUAUCGAUGAUGGUCCAAGAAGAAAAGGAUUCGGUUCAAAUGGGUCAAGUGAAAGUGAUAAUAACGAAGAAAAUGAUAAUAAUGGGGAACAUUUAUCAUAUUUAUCGCGUGUAGAUGAACUUGUUCGUAGAAAUGACCAAGAUUUUUGUGAUAGGAAAGAUGUUUUAUUGCAAAAUAGAAGAAAAUUACGAAGUCAUACGUUAAAUGGAAGACGAACACCGCCUGAUGCAAAAUUCCGAUAUGCUACUUCCCCUUCUUAUCAUACAAAGCGUGUUUAUCUUAAUACUGACGAAAAUAAUAACAAAGUGGUAGAAAGAAACAAAUUAUCUGUCAUACAUGUACUACAAAAUUUUGUUUACAAGAUGGUAUCAAAAUCUCCUGUAGUGAAGUAUAAUAAUCCUAUUCCAAUUACUAGUGAUUUACUUAUAGAGCAAAAUCAGGAGCAUCCUCAAUUUCAAGUACGUCAUUUUCCUCUGAGCAGUUGUUCUAAUUCGUCAUCAAUCGAACAUCCAUCCACAGUGAUAAAUGACAAAAAUCCACGAAAUAAACGUUUUUAUCAUGUAUUUGUACGAGGUGAGCUAGAAAAAUUAAUUUAUAGUGUAAACAAUGAAUUGGACACAACUACAAAAUUAAUUCUUGUCAAGUCAUUUUAUGAUCAUGGAAACUGGUGUGUCGUAGUGCAAAAACAACAACUGUGA
Didymodactylos carnosus is the source of this 1161-nucleotide messenger RNA. The record is from the annotation of a GenBank genome assembly. NCBI's taxonomy places the organism in Eukaryota, Metazoa, Rotifera, Eurotatoria, Philodinida, Philodinidae.